This is a messenger RNA of Dermatophagoides pteronyssinus (European house dust mite), 365 nucleotides long. Its product is annotated as neprilysin-1-like. The record is from RefSeq and is a predicted model, not a curated record. Gene Ontology annotation, molecular function: metalloendopeptidase activity. Gene Ontology annotation, biological process: protein processing. Lineage: Eukaryota; Metazoa; Arthropoda; Arachnida; Sarcoptiformes; Pyroglyphidae. Gene Ontology annotation, cellular component: plasma membrane.
AUGAAAGUAACAAACACUAAAAUUAUAGCUUUUUCAUCGAUCAUAUUGUCGAUAACGUUAUUAUUUAGCAAUAUUAUGCAUUAUAUUUACGACAAUGAUAGUGCAAACGACUUGUUCUGCAUAAGUGAAGCAUGCGAUAAAUAUAGUGAAAAAGUUCUAAAAUUAAUGAAUAAUUCGGUUGAUCCAUGUGACAACUUUUAUCAAUAUGCAUGUGGAACAAUGAUUCGGGAUCAAAAUGAUUCCCAAAUACAUUUUUUUACAAAAGAUUUGCAAAACGGAGUUUAUGAUCAAGUCAGAUAUAUCCUUGAAAAUGGAUGGGAUAAAAGGAAAAAAAAGAAAAAUAGAAAAAUUGUUAAAUCUAAAUC